This is a messenger RNA of Peromyscus californicus insignis, 860 nucleotides long. It is a transcript of the gene Gpsm3, whose product is annotated as G protein signaling modulator 3. Gene Ontology annotation, biological process: regulation of inflammatory response. Bases 90 to 578 code for a protein of 162 amino acids. NCBI's taxonomy places the organism in Eukaryota, Metazoa, Chordata, Mammalia, Rodentia, Cricetidae. The record is from RefSeq and is a predicted model, not a curated record. The transcript is spliced from 4 exons. Gene Ontology annotation, molecular function: GTPase regulator activity; protein binding.
CCCCAUUCCCCUCAGGAACCCAGGGUUCCAGUCCUCCUUCCAAAUACCAGUCACCCCUCCCCCAUCAGUGUCUCUCCCCAAGGCCAGGGAUGGAGACUGAAAGACCCCAGGAAGAAGAGGAAGGUGAACAGGGUCCCCCGCAAGAUGAUCAGGGCUGGCCCCCUGUGAACUCCACCACUCGACCUUGGCGAUCUGCUCCUCCCUCCCCUCCUCCUCCAGGAACCCGCCACACAGCCCUGGGGCCCCGUUCGGGCUCCCUGCUCUCCCUGCAGACCGAGCUCCUUCUGGACCUGGUGGCUGAGGCCCAGUCCCGCCGCCUAGAGGAACAGAGGGCCACCUUCCAUCCCCCCAAAGCGCCCCCAAGCCUAGCCCCAACCCCACCUCGGCUUCUCGAGGACAAAGAACAGCUCUACAGCACCAUCCUUAGUCACCAGUGCCAGCGGAUGGAAACCCAGCGAUCAGAGCCGCCCCUUCCCCCCGGGGGACAGGAGCUCCUGGAGUUGCUGCUCAAAGUUCAGGGUGGAGGUCGAAUGGAGGAGCAAAGAUCUCGGCCCCCACACACACCUGCUGAGACCUGAGCUCCCAAACAGCUCCCUCUCGCUGGGACUCAAAGCUGGGCCACCCCACAUGCCCGUUCGGCGGCAGGGGUACCAGAGACUGAAGACCCGGCUGAAACUGCAGUAUUUACCACCCACUUUCCCAGGGAACUGGACUUGGGACAAGUACUCUAACCUUGAGAAUAAGCAAGGUAGGGUGGACAUAACUCCUUAAGACAGUUAAGAGUCUCUAUCUAUCCUGAGCUGUCAAGCUACUAAACAGGGUGUGAGGGCUGAGGCCUGCCCCUUCCUGCCUAGUAAGAA